Molecule: messenger RNA, 1868 nt
Organism: Sitophilus oryzae (rice weevil)
Lineage: Eukaryota; Metazoa; Arthropoda; Insecta; Coleoptera; Curculionidae
Product: RNA-binding protein 28
Exons: 4
Coding region: 119-1849 (576 amino acids)
Molecular function (GO): RNA binding
Source: RefSeq, a predicted model, not a curated record
UCUGUCACUGUUGUCAGACACAACGUGGGAAAAGUUAGGUUAAAAACAUGUUAAAAACCUUUGUUUUGAUAAUUUUAAGUAAACUAUAAAAUAUUUUAAAAGUCACGAAAGAUUAAUUAUGAAGACUAAGCAAGAUACACUAAUACUUACAAAUAAAGAUGGAAAGAAAGCCAAAUUUUCGAAGUUUAAAAAAUCUAAGAGCAGACCUUUUGUAGAUCAAAAAAAAGCGAAGGAUCUACUUAAACAUAAGCGGGCCAGAUUGGUGGUACGAAACUUGUCGUUCAAAGCGACAGAGGAAAGUAUACGAGAACACUUUCAACAAUACGGAGAAGUAACAAAUGUUGAAGUUUUAAAGAAGCCCGACGGUAAACUUGUUGGAUGUGCUUUUGUUCAAUUUCAGUUGGUACAGUUUGCAAGGAAGGCACAACACUAUACAAAUAAUCAGCCAUUUCUGGGUCGAAACAUAAAAGUAGAUAUUGCCAAACCCAAAAAGCUCUACAAAAAACAAACCACGAUUGACAUUAAAGACGAAAUAAAAAAGGAAGAAGUUGAAAUAAAGAGUGAGACUCUCAAUGAAAAUGAUAUUUUAGUAAAACUGGAAAAUAAACCAGAAGACUUGGACCCAGAGGUUGAUAUAGAUAAGUCGUCUUUGCAUUCUACAACAAAUGAUAGGCGACCGUUUAUGUCUCAUGACGUUUCUGAGGGCAGAACGGUUUUUAUAAAAAAUGUACCAUUUGAUGCAACCAAUGAAGAUCUCAAGAAUUGUUUAUCACAAUAUGGCCCUAUAUUUUAUGCAUUGGUCUGUAUUGACAAAAUAACAGAGCAUUCCAAAGGUACCGCAUUUGUUAAAUUUGUGAACAAAGAAGAUGCUGAGAAAGCUCUAACUGCUGGAACUGAAUUAACUUUAUUAGGGAAUGUGUUAGACUGUCACCCUGCCUUAGAUCGAAAUGAUUUGAAACAUAAAAUUCAAUCUGAAAAGGAUCAAAAGUCGAGACCUAGAGACACAAGAAAUUUGUAUCUGGUAAAGGAAGGAGUUAUUUUGGCGGGAACAAAAGCAGCUGAAGGAGUAUCUCAAAGCGACAUGACCAAACGCUUACAAAUUGAACAAUACAAAACUCAAAUGUUAAGAAAUUUAAAUACAUUUGUAUCGAGAGAUAGAGUAGUAGUACAUAACUUACCCGCCACUUGGGACGAUAGAAAAUUAAACAUGUUAUUCAAAAAACAUGGUGGUAAAGACGCCGUUGUAAGGGAAGCUAGAAUAAUGCGUAAUUUGAGAAAAUUGGAUGCAAAUGGUAUAGGCGAGUCAAAACAAUAUGGAUUUGUAGCAUUUACGAAGCACGAGAAUGCAUUAGAAGCACUACGAUCAUUAAAUAAUAAUCCAAAUAUAUUUUCACCACAAAAACGACCUAUUAUUACGUUCAGUAUAGAAAACAAAUCCGCAUUAAAUGCCAAAACGAAACGCCAACAAAAAUCCAAGUUAAAAAAUCCGAAAUCAAAAGAGUUUGAUCCGAGUUUAGUCCAAAAAGACAACACCAAGUUGGCUACUGAAUCUAGUUCUGAAGUAAAACCAUUCGCAGGUAUCACUAGCAAAGAGGGUGCCGUCCAGAAAAUGAGGAGUCGAUAUAAACUGAACGUACAGGCAAAAAUGCAUUACGAAAAUGUGAAAAAAGAGAAAAAGAAAAAUAAGAUGACCAAGAAGCCACUGUCGGAACGAAGAAAAGAUUUUACUAAACAGCCAAAGCAGAAAAUUGUGAAUAAAACGAAAGAUGAUACUUUCUCUAAGUUAGUAAACGACUAUAGAAAAAUUCUGGAUAAUAAUGUUGUUAAAAAAUCAAAAUGGUAUGAGUAAAUUUUGUUUUGUAAAAUAU